GCCUGUGACAUUUGAAACAUACAAUAUUUGAUAAUAAUUUUAUGUUCUGGCAUUGUGACAGUUGUUGAUAUAAUCCAGGAUGGCUUUAUCUAAUAAUUUAGAGAAAGCUAUUGAUCUAGUUACAAAAGCUACCAAAGAAGACAAAAACAGGAAUUAUGAAGAAGCUUUACAACUCUAUGAGCGUGGCGUCGAAUGUUUUUUGUAUGCAGUGAAAUAUGAAGUACAGAGAGACACGGCAAAGAAUAUAAAAGCGAAAUUUUUACAGUACUUGGACAGAGCUGAGAAACUUAAGGAGUUUCUGAAGAAAGAUUGUAAGAAAAAACCAGUGAACUCAAAGAGCGAAAAUAAGGGGAGAAGUUUUGAUAUCGACUUGGAUGAUCUAGAGAAGAAAAAGUUGUUAGGAAAGAUAGAGGACGCAAUAGUGAUAGAAAGACCUCAUGUCAAGUGGAGUGACGUAGCUGGACUUGAAACAGCCAAAGAAGCCUUAAAAGAAGCUGUAAUCUUACCUAUUAAAUUCCCACAUCUAUUUACAGGCAAAAGGAUUCCUUGGAAAGGUAUUUUACUUUUUGGUCCACCUGGUACUGGUAAGUCAUAUUUAGCUAAAGCUGUUGCUACAGAAGCUGAUAAUUUUACAUUCUUUUCUGUAUCCUCGUCUGAUCUUGUAUCUAAAUGGCUAGGUGAGUCUGAGAAGCUUGUGAAAAAUUUGUUUGAACUGGCUCGUCAACACAAACCAAGUAUCAUUUUCAUUGACGAAAUAGACUCCUUGUGCUCAGCACGUUCUGACAAUGAAUCUGAGUCUGCCAGGAGGAUAAAAACUGAGUUUCUUGUACAAAUGCAAGGUGUAGGAAAUGUAAUGGAUGGCAUUCUUGUACUGGGAGCUACAAAUAUUCCAUGGGUACUUGAUAGUGCCAUUAGAAGAAGGUUUGAGAAGCGUAUCUACAUAGCUUUGCCUGAAGAGCAUGCUAGAUUAGAUAUGUUUAAAUUGAAUCUUGGUAAUACAAAACACCAGUUGAGUGAGACAGACAUUAAAGUAUUGGCAGCAAAAACAGAGGGAUAUUCGGGAGAUGACAUAAGUAUAGUAGUGCGAGAUGCACUUAUGCAACCUGUGAGGAAAGUGCAGUCUGCUACUCACUUUAAAAAGGUUACCGGGCCUAGUCCAACGGACCUAAAUGUUAUUGUUAAGGAUUUAUUCACCCCAUGUUCGCCUGGUGAACCUGGUGCGAUUGAAAUGACUUGGAUGGACGUACAAAGCAAUAAACUUGGGGAACCACCCGUUACAAUGUCCGAUAUGCUUAAAUCUCUAGCCACUUCAAAACCGACAGUCAAUAACGAUGACAUGAUAAAACUAAAGAAGUUUUUGGAAGGUUUCGGCCAAAAAGGAUAA
This is a messenger RNA of Pararge aegeria (speckled wood butterfly), 1384 nucleotides long. Its product is annotated as vacuolar protein sorting-associated protein 4-like. The transcript has a single exon. Gene Ontology annotation, biological process: vacuole organization; endosomal transport. Lineage: Eukaryota; Metazoa; Arthropoda; Insecta; Lepidoptera; Nymphalidae. The record is from RefSeq and is a predicted model, not a curated record. Bases 80 to 1384 code for a protein of 434 amino acids. Gene Ontology annotation, molecular function: ATP hydrolysis activity; ATP binding.